Messenger RNA from Drosophila santomea, 3190 nucleotides. RefSeq names its product fibrillin-2 (gene eater). The transcript is spliced from 4 exons. The record is from RefSeq and is a predicted model, not a curated record. NCBI's taxonomy places the organism in Eukaryota, Metazoa, Arthropoda, Insecta, Diptera, Drosophilidae. Bases 24 to 3143 code for a protein of 1039 amino acids.
UCGGUUGAAUACUUAAAGCGACCAUGUGGAUUUGUAAAAUAGUUAUAUAUUCCCUACUCUUCGGACUCGUUGCGGCUCAGACCUGUGAGGUUACGAGUAGAAGGCGUGUUAAUAACAUUACCACGAUUGUCAAAAAUAAGGUUUGCUGUAAGGGAUAUAGGAAAGUAAUUAGCGCUGCACUCAGAUGCGUUCCACAAUGCAAAGUGCGAGACUGCGGAAGUGGCUCCUGCACGAAACCAAAUGUCUGUACCUGCCGGAAAGGAUAUGUCAACUUUAAUAACGAUCCAUCUAACAGAUGUAUUCCCUUUUGCAAGGGCUGCAGUCGAGGAACCUGUCAAUCUCCUAACCGCUGUGUCUGUUCCGACCGCCACCUGUUGGACAAAAAGACAAACAACUGCGUGCCCCAAUGUGACAGUGGUUGUCCAAAUGGAACUUGCAUAACGCCGAACAAUUGUAGGUGCAACCAAGGAUACAAGCUGAAUGCAACCACCCAGGUGUGUAUGCCAACAUGCAAGGAUAACUGCAAGGCAGCCAACGGCUUCUGUGCGGCUCCCAAUCGAUGCGAGUGCAAUCCAGGUUUCAUUGUCAAGCCGAAUUCCAAAUCAUUUGGAUGUCAGCCGGUCUGCAAAAAUGGCUGCAGCAACGGGGUUUGCCGGGCUCCCGACAAAUGUGAGUGCAACAAAUUCUACAAAAAGAACUUCGAUGGCAACUGCGUGCCAAUCUGCGAAGACGAAUGCGUUAAUGGAAACUGCACGGCACCGGACGUAUGUCAAUGUCUGCCGGGGUAUACGAAAAUCGGGCGAAAUGUUUGCCUGGCCGUUUGUCCCGGUGACUGCAAGAACGGAGAUUGCGUGGCUCCCAAUGAGUGCUCAUGCUACGCUGGAUACACAAAGCAGGAAGGUGUCUGCACUCCAGAUUGCAAGGAUAGAUGUGAGAACGGAUUCUGUGCUUCUCCUGAAAAGUGUUCUUGUAAUGAAGGAUACAGGAUGGAAACGAAUAACAGUUGUUCACCAAUCUGCUCUAAAGAAUGUGAGAACGGAUUCUGUUCUGCUCCAGAACAGUGUUCCUGUAACAAAGGAUACAGGAUGGAAACGAAUAACAGUUGUUCACCAAUCUGCUCAAAAGAAUGUGAAAACGGAUUCUGCGCUGCUCCAGAACAGUGUUCCUGUAAUAAAGGAUACAGGAUGGAAACGAAUAACAGUUGUUCACCACUCUGCUCAAAAGAAUGUGAGAACGGAUUCUGCGCUGCUCCAGAACAGUGUUCCUGUAAUAAAGGAUACAGGAUGGAAACGAAUAACAGUUGUUCACCAAUCUGCUCAAAAGAAUGUGAGAACGGAUUCUGCGCUGCUCCAGAACAGUGUUCCUGUAAUAAAGGAUACAGGAUGGAAACGAAUAACAGUUGUUCACCAAUCUGCUCAAAAGAAUGUGAAAACGGAUUCUGCGCUGCUCCAGAACAGUGUUCCUGUAAUAAAGGAUACAGGAUGGAAACGAAUAACAGUUGUUCACCAAUCUGCUCAAUAGAAUGUGGGAACGGAUACUGUUCUGCCCCAGAAGAGUGUUCCUGUAACAAAGGAUACAGGAUGGAAACGAAUAACAGUUGUUCACCAAUCUGCUCAAAAGAAUGUGAGAACGGAUUAUGCGUUGCUCCAGAACAGUGUUCCUGUAAUAAAGGAUACAGGAUGGAAACGAAUAACAGUUGUUCACCGAUCUGCUCUAAGGAAUGUGAGAACGGAUUCUGUUCUGCUCCAGAAGAGUGUUCCUGUAACAAAGGAUACAGGAUGGAAAGGAAUAACAGUUGUUCACCAAUCUGCUCAAAAGAAUGUGAGAACGGAUUAUGCGUUGCUCCAGAACAGUGUUCCUGUAAUAAAGGAUACAGGAUGGAAACGAAUAACAGUUGUUCACCGAUCUGCUCUAAAGAAUGUGAGAACGGAUUCUGUUCUGCUCCAGAAGAGUGUUCCUGUAACAAAGGAUACAGGAUGGAAACGAAUAACAGUUGUUCACCAAUCUGCUCAAAAGAAUGUGAAAACGGAUUCUGCGCUGCUCCAGAACAGUGUUCCUGUAAUAAAGGAUACAGGAUGGAAACGAAUAACAGUUGUUCACCAAUCUGCUCAAAAGAAUGUGAGAACGGAUUCUGUUCUGCUCCAGAAGAGUGUUCCUGUAACAAAGGAUACAGGAUGGAAACGAAUAACAGUUGUUCACCAAUCUGCUCAAAAGAAUGUGAAAACGGAUUCUGCGCUGCUCCAGAACAGUGUUCCUGUAAUAAAGGAUACAGGAUGGAAACGAAUAACAGUUGUUCACCAAUCUGCUCAAUAGAAUGUGGGAACGGAUACUGUUCUGCCCCAGAAACGUGUUCUUGUAAUAAAGGAUACAGGAUGGAAACGAAUAACAGUUGUUCACCGAUCUGCUCUAAAGAAUGUGAGAACGGAUUCUGUUCUGCUCCAGAAGAGUGUUCCUGUAACAAAGGAUACAGGAUGGAAAGGAAUAACAGUUGUUCACCAAUCUGCUCAAUAGAAUGUGAAAACGGAUUCUGUGUUGCCCCAGAAGACUGUGCUUGCUAUGAAGGAUACAGCAAGGAAACUGAAAACAGUUGUGCACCUAUUUGUAAGGAUGGGUGUGACAACGGGCUUUGCGUAUCUCCAAAUGUUUGCAAGUGUAAUGUCGGAUUUUUAUACCUGGCAGAAUAUAGAAGUUGUGGACUUGAGAAAAAUGUACUCAGCGUUGUAGAUUGUGAUCAGACCUGCCAAAAUGGAACCUGCAUUGAAGGAACAUGUACUUGUGGUGAAUAUUAUAAACUGCUCGAAGACAGCAACGGUCAAUUCUGUCUUCCGAUUUGCGAGCCCGAGUGCAUCAAUGGAUUUUGUGAAUCUCCGGGAUCUUGUGUUUGCUGGGAUGGAGAGAGUCCGAAAGAUGGAUAUUCUUGCCAAUCUGUGGAUUCUUUUGGUUCAUUAACGCGCCAGGAAAAGACUUUAAGACAAUUGAAGUGGUCAUUUAUAACGAUUGCUGGCAUGGCUUUGAUGUUGGCUAUAAUAACCGCAGUGGUGAUGAUGUAUAUCUUUAAAAAACGCUCUUAUGACGUGGACAAGAACGAGAGGGAGUUCGGUGUAUAUUUUUCUCCCAAAAAGGUUGAUAUUAUUAGAGCAUAAGCUUCAACGGCAAGCCAUUAAUUAAAUAAAGAAUAUAUGUAUACGUU